Molecule: messenger RNA, 932 nt
Organism: Cantharellus anzutake
Lineage: Eukaryota; Fungi; Basidiomycota; Agaricomycetes; Cantharellales; Hydnaceae
Product: phosphoribosyltransferase-like protein
Exons: 8
Coding region: 51-932 (293 amino acids)
Biological process (GO): purine nucleotide biosynthetic process; 5-phosphoribose 1-diphosphate biosynthetic process; ribonucleoside monophosphate biosynthetic process
Cellular component (GO): ribose phosphate diphosphokinase complex; cytoplasm
Molecular function (GO): magnesium ion binding; ribose phosphate diphosphokinase activity
Source: RefSeq, a predicted model, not a curated record
UAGCACCCAAACACCAGUGUUCUUGCUUCUAUUCCCAUUCUAUAGUUACGAUGCACAAUGGGAAUUCGAUCAAGCUGUUGGCUGGCAACAGCCAUAUGGAACUCGCCAAGUUGGUGGCGGAGCACCUCGGUGUCGCCUUAUCGCCGUGUGAAGUAAAACGUUUCUCCAAUGGCGAAAUCAACGUCAAAAUUGGCCAAUCCAUCAGAGACGAAGACGUUUUCAUCAUCCAGUCAGGCUGUCACGAUGUAAACGAAAAUCUCAUGGAGCUCCUCAUUCUCAUUUCUGCUUGUCGUACCGCAUCUGCUCGACGCAUCACCGCCGUCGUUCCUUUCUCGGGCCCCAUUACUGCGAAGCUUGUCGCAAACAUGCUUGUCACUGCAGGAUGCGACCAUUUGAUUACAAUGGACUUGCAUGCCGGUCAAAUACAGGGUUUCUUCGACAUUCCCGUUGAUAACCUUUAUAGCGAGCCUCUCAUGAUUAAGUACGUCAAAUCGUCCAUCCCAGCAUGGCAAGACGCCGUCAUUGUCAGCCCCGAUGCUGGCGGUGCCAAACGUGUUACGAGCAUGGCGGAUAAACUGGGACUCGAUUUUGCUCUUAUCCAUCGGAAGCGCGAGAGUAUGGAGUUGCUUGUCGGGAAUGUCAAGGGAAAGACAUGUAUCCUCGUCGACGACAUGAUUGAUACAGGGGUUACGCUUGCGUUGGCCACGAACCUUCUCAGCGAAGCGGGCGCUGAGAAGAUCGUCAUUUUAGUCAGUCACGACCCUAUUCUGUCACCCUAUAUCGGGAGCAGCGGCCAAAGUAUAGAUGGCAGUGACGAAGAGGGUGGAUUCGUCAUCCUUGAUAGCAUAAGGCGUAGUCACAAUGGAGAGAGUUUUGGUAUUCUCUUUGGGGAGGGAUUUUGGGGGAACGGGAAAGGAAGGGUGGUCGGGUAA